CACACUCAUCUCUCUCUCUCUCUCCUUUCUCCCUGCCAGUGGUCGCCAGUGCACACCACCCACCUGCCUAACCUAGAUAGAGUGAUAGACAGGCAGGAGCUGAUAUCCAUGGCCGGCAUGGCGCAGUCGCCGGCUAGCUCCUGCGUGUCGUCCGACGAGGAGGAGGCCAAGGCGAUGGUGGUGGCGGGGUGCCCGCGGUGCCUCAUGUACGUGAUGCUCUCGUCGGAGCCGCCCCGGUGCCCCCGCUGCAACAGCACCGUGCUCCUGCAAUUCCUCCACGCCGCCGACGCCAACACCGCCAACACCAACACCAACACCAACACCAACGCCACCACCAACAGGCAGGGCGGCAAGAGCUAGCCUGCCUGCCUGCCUGCUUGCUACUCCUUUCUUACCCCCUGUAGCCGUGAUGAUCUGCAUGGAAAUUUCAGGUCCUACUAAGUAGAAGUAGCUUUCAGAGCGUUUGCAAUGCGGCUUGUGACCAGUCACCAUGUGUCUGCAUGAUUGGAUUGCACGACUAUUUCUGCUCUGAUUUGAUUCUAGUAUUAUG
This is a messenger RNA of Triticum dicoccoides, 550 nucleotides long. RefSeq lists its product as uncharacterized. The transcript has a single exon. The record is from RefSeq and is a predicted model, not a curated record. The coding region runs from base 109 to 360 and encodes 83 amino acids. NCBI's taxonomy places the organism in Eukaryota, Viridiplantae, Streptophyta, Magnoliopsida, Poales, Poaceae.